This is a messenger RNA of Trypanosoma cruzi, 684 nucleotides long. RefSeq names its product mucin TcMUCII, putative. NCBI's taxonomy places the organism in Eukaryota, Euglenozoa, Kinetoplastea, Trypanosomatida, Trypanosomatidae. The record is from RefSeq and is a predicted model, not a curated record. Bases 1 to 684 code for a protein of 227 amino acids. The transcript has a single exon.
AUGAUGAUGACGUGCCGUCUGCUGUGCGCCCUGUUGGUGCUUGCCCUGUGCUGCUGCCCGUCCGUGUGCGUGAAAACAAGUGAAGGUAAAGCUGAAAAAUCUGGAAAAGUUUCCGUUUCAGGGAAUCCUAAGCCAGAGGGACAAGUUCAUGUGACGAAAUCGCCCUCUCCAGAAGAAGACACUAGUCGGGAUCAGAAAACUGACGUUGAUGCGAGGGUAAAGGACACCAGUCCGUCCGGUGCAGCAGAGGGAGCACUUCGGAGCAGCGGUGAGUCAGAUCCACGGAGCCAGGAGUCCGGUGCGGAACAGGGAAGAAAUGCCGGAGCGGGACCAAGUUCGACCGCUGCAGGUCCGGAAUCAGUUGGCGUGUCUAACACGUUACAAAAUCAUGGUACGGACGGUACUCCAGUACCAGAAAUCAGCACAAGACAAUCCGCAGAAGAAGCAAAUCAGGAAGCCGAAGAUCCUGCCGAGAAGACCACGACGACGACUACAACACAUGCACCAACAACGACCACCACCACUGCGCCAGAGGCACCAACCACGAAUACAGAGGCACCAACCACGACGACCAGCGCACCGUCGCGUCUUCGCGAAAUCGACGGCAGCCUCAGCAGCUCUGCGUGGGUGUGUGCCCCGCUGCUGCUCGCCGUAUCCGCGCUGGUGUACACCGCUGUGGGCUGA